Molecule: messenger RNA, 3386 nt
Organism: Etheostoma spectabile (orangethroat darter)
Lineage: Eukaryota; Metazoa; Chordata; Actinopteri; Perciformes; Percidae
Product: zinc finger protein 16
Exons: 4
Coding region: 143-1561 (472 amino acids)
Biological process (GO): regulation of gene expression
Cellular component (GO): nucleus
Source: RefSeq, a predicted model, not a curated record
GGACUUUUAUUUUGAAGCUCAACAACUAAUCUUCACCGGAAGCUGUAGUCCUGACUGCGGCUAACUUCCCCCUGUGACCAAGAUGGCGUCUCUCAGAAAGCAGUGUUAGCAGAGGGUCUUUGUUGUGUUAGAAAGAGGUAAAAUGUGUAAAGUCCAGAUGCUGAGAGCGUUGGUGGAGCAGCGACUAACUGCGGCUGCUGAAGAGAUAUUUGGGCUGUUUGAAAGAACGAUAGCAGAGUACGAGGAGGAACUUUGUCGUUCAAAAGAGGAGAACGAGCGACAACGGGAACUACUGGACGCUGUUUUCAACCCUCAGCUCCGGGUCCACAGACCAGAUGUGCAGAAGCUGUUGGUGGUUAAAGAAGAGGUUCCCGCUGAGCAGCAGCAGUGUAGCUCCAGUGUGGACCAGCAGGAGCCAGAGUCCCCCCCAUACAUUGAAGAGGAACAGGAGGAACUGUGGAGCAGUCAGGAGGGAGAGCAGCUUCAAGGGCUGGAGGAGGCUGAUAUCACCAAGUUCUCAUUCACUCCUGUCCCUGUGAAGAGUGAAGAUGGUGAAGAGGAAGAUGUUCAGCAGCUUUUGGCGGUUAAAGAAGAGGUUCCCCCUGAGCAACAGGAGUGUAGUUCCAGUGUGAACCAGGAGGAGCCAGAAGUCCCCCCACACAUUAAAGAGGAGCAGGAGCAACUGUGGAGCAGUCAGGAGGGAGAGCAGCUUCAAGGGCUGGAGGAGGCUGAUAUCACCAAGUUCCCAUUCACUGCUGUCCCUGUGAAGAGUGAAGAUGAUGAAGAAGAAGCUCAGUCCUCAAAGCUUCAUAAGAGACAAACUCAACACAUGGUAACAGAAGCUGAUGGAGAGGACUGGGGAGGACCAGAACCAGCCAGGAACUCACAUCCACUUUUACAACCAGAGACUGAAGACCAGACUAGAGACUCUUGUGAUCCUAAGGCUAAUGACAGUGCUGAUUGGAAGGAGACCAGAGAACCUCAGUCAGCUUUAAACUCUCUGAAACAUGUUUCAAGACGUAAGAAAACAUUCAGCUGCUCUGAGUGUGGGAAAAGAUUUGACCAAAAAGGAAAUCUGAAUAGACACAUGAGAACUCACACAGGAGAAAAACCUUUUAGCUGCUCUGACUGUGGUAAAGCUUUUUCUGAUAGUGGAAACUUGAAGAAACACAUGAUAACUCACACAGGAGAGAAACCUUUCAGCUGCUCUGAGUGUGGUAAAGCUUUCUCUGAAAGUGGAUCCCUGAAGAAACACAUGAUGACUCACACAGGAGAAAAACCUUUCAGCUGCUUAGUUUGUAAGAAAUCGUUUACACAGAGAGGAAAUUUACGGUCACACAUGGCCAUAAUCCACACAGGAGAGAAAAGAUUCAACUGCAGUGUUUGUAACAAAAGAUAUGCCAGGUGUUCUCGUAUCAAAACACAUACAUGUGUUGGUCCGAUGGAACCAGAAGCUGAUGGAGAGGACUGUGGAGGACCAGAACCAGCCAGGAACUCACAUCCACUUUUACAACCAGAGACUGGAGAUUCUUCAGAACCUGGAGCUGAUGACGUAGAAUAAUGUUUGUGCCUUUUAAGUUUAAGCAAAACUUCUGAAGAAUCAAACAAAAAUCUUUAUGUAUCAUCAUCUUGGUAGAUGACAUUAUAUUGUGUGGUAGGAAAAAGUAGACUCUUAUUUUAAAUGUUUUAUUAGAUUUUGUUUUGUCUUUUAAUGUCUGUCAUAUCAUUAAUCAUAUUCAAGAAAUCAGAAGCCAGUGGAGUUGUUUUAGGACUGGAGGGAUGUGGUCCCCUGAGUGUGUAAAGUAAGAUGGAAACAAGAAGUAUCCCACGUCAUCUCCAGACUUCAUCUGUAACUUGUAAUCAAAAUAAGACAAUCGGCUAUAAAACUGAAAAUCCAGCACCUCUUAUUUAUGAAAGUGGAAAUUGCAUAGAAUGAUAACAACAAAAAAUAAGUUUGUGGAUAAGGAUGGCAUGUUGUAACGAGGUCCGAGUACAUGCAGCAAAUACUUAGGGCACAAUUUGUCAAUUUGUAAUUGUAUCUAAAGGCUGGUUAAGUACUGUAGGGAGGAGAAGUUGGACAGUUUGUUUUUUCUCGUUCCAGUGAUUGGUUCAUCUGGGUGAUGGCGUUGGAUAUGCGUCAGCAUGUUAGAUGUAUUUCUACUCCUGUACCCGAAAACCUCUGAACAUCACUGACACUGUCCUCGUCUUAUCCACCACUUGCUCACCUGUACUACUGGAACUGACCCGAGCCGAAGUUUUUGAGGUGGGAUGGCACCAGGCGGGAGGGGAUGAUACAGUGUAUGUUACAGGACAGUACAUAUAGGAUAAAGUGGAUCAGCUGCUGUGUCCUCCUGCGUUCCUGUGUGAUACAGGACGGUAUAAAUAGUAUAACGUGGACCAGCUGCCGGGUAUCCUACUGGAUUAGAUACUGGGAGGUCAGAUACAGGGGAUAGAGAUUUAUAAAUGAUGUUGAUUUUGUCAGCAAAAAAGUGAAGGAAGGAGUGGCAGAGAGAGAGAGGUAGGGAGGGAGGGUGUUGGUCCGAGGCUUGAGGAGGUUGUUCACUGUGGAGAAAAGGGUUCAGGGGUUUUGGCAGGAGUUGGGGAGGAUGGUGGAGAGGUAGGCAGACUUGGCAGCAAUGAGGGCAUCUUUGUAGGCAGUGAGGUGGAGUUUAUAGGCUUCAUGAUGGAAUGUGAGAGAUGAUUUCUUUGUCAAACGUUAAAGUUGGUGGCCAAUUAUCCGGAGUGUAGGUGUGUUUAAAAAAGAAAAAAAAAAUUGUUAAAAGUGACAGUUUUUGUUGAGGGAGGUAGACAAGGUGGAGCUGAGGUGCUUUGUGAGAUCAUCAGGUGAAGUGAGGACUGUCCCCUCCUGGUGCUCAGUACCCGGCGUCAUGGGACCAGCCGGCGGUUGCUUAUUGCAGUUGGUAUCAUACAAACAAAGAAUGCUUUGUCCACUCUUUGUGGUUAUACUAAAGUACACUCUAUUGGUUUCCAACAAGUAACAGAGUCAGGACUAAGUCCAUCUCAUAAUGAUCUCAAGGCAAAUGUCCAAAAUAAUGACCAAGUUUAAAAUUAUGAAUUAAAACUCUCUGAUUUGUGAUGUUUGAGAGUUGUCAGCUUUAUGUUGUUUCCCACCCCAAAUUCUUAUUGUCCCAGUAAUCAAUUGGAGGUGGUGAAGGUAACAUGGAAAAACUUUUAAGACUUUUAGUUUAUUUUGUAAUAUGUAAGUAUGUAGAGAUCUUUUAAAAGACAUGUUAUUUUUGUAAUAAAUAUACCUACACAAGUAGUUAUGUAGCCUAGCUAUUUGUUGUUGGAUGUUUGCCUUCUCAUGGACUGUGGUAGAAGUUGUAGGCGAGAUCUGAAAUAAAGCUUUGCUCAACAAAGUCUUC